UCGUAAAUCAAUUUGUAAAAUCUUUUGGCUAUGGAAGAGGCGAGUGAGAAAAAACAUAAAACUUGGAGCGACGAGGAACGUUUAGUACUUGCUUCGAAAUUAGAUGCAGAGUUGGAUGAAUAUAUAAGUAAUUUAGAGAAAAAAAGCUAUACGGAAGGAUGGCCAGAGGAUCGGUGGCAAGAAGAAAUGGAAAAGCAUCCUUUCUUCAUGAAAAAAGUACCAGAACCAGGGGAAGAACUUUCUCCUUUGAUGGAAGGAUUGCAACAACUUAAAUAUGGGGAGGAUGAGAACACGCCCGAGGAAUUAGCAAAUAAUUAUAAAGAGGAUGGAAACUUUAAUUAUAAGUAUAAGAAAUAUAGGUUGGCUAUUUUAAGUUACACGGAAGGUAUAAGGACCAAAUGUAAAGAAACAGAAUUAUUGGCUCAGCUCUAUAACAAUAGAGCCGCUGCUCAUUUCAUGUUGGAAAAUUAUCGAUCGAGUUUAAACGAUUCCAAGCAUGCUCUAAAAUUAAAACCAAAUUAUUCAAAAGCUACGAGUAGAGCUGCUACUUGUUGUUUUCAUGUUAAAGACUAUGAUCAGUGUAUUGAUCUCUGCGAUCAAUUUUUAAUUCAUUCUCCAACCGAUAAAACAAUAUUAGGUUUAAAAUCACAGGCUGUAGCUGCGAAAGAACGUUUAAAGAGAGAUAAAAGGAAAUUAGAUAGAUUAGAAAAGCAACUAAAUAAAGAAGAAGAAGAAUUACUAGACAUUAUCAAAAGCAAGGGUAUUAAUUUAGAAUCGAUCAACGGAAGAAAAAAUCCAGAUUUGAAAGAUUUAGAACCUAGGAUACCGCAAAUAGCACAAAGCAGAGUUCAUCUGGACGCUGAAAAUAAACUUAUUUGGCCAGUAAUGAUUUUAUAUCCGGAAACGAAACAAACGGAUUUCAUACAAAAUUUUCACGAGAACACAUUGUUAAUAGAACAAUUAGAACAGCUUUUUAACGAGCCACCAGAAUGGGACUCUGAGCGACGUUAUACCGUCCAAAAUAUAAACGUUUAUUUCGAGGGUAAAGAUAAAUAUUCCGUCCAUAAAGUAAAUAUAAACCAUUCUUUAGAGAAAGUACUACGGGACGAACGAUUCAUUGUACGAGGAGGAACUCCAGCAUUUUUAAUUCUCGUGAAAUCGAGCGAAGCAGAAACGAAAUUUUUAACAAAUUAUACGUAAUCUUGUUACACGUGAUCCGUA
Messenger RNA from Colletes gigas, 1221 nucleotides. It is a transcript of the gene Dpit47, whose product is annotated as DNA polymerase interacting tetratricopeptide repeat-containing, protein of 47 kDa. Bases 31 to 1200 code for a protein of 389 amino acids. The transcript is spliced from 6 exons. Gene Ontology annotation, molecular function: Hsp90 protein binding. The record is from RefSeq and is a predicted model, not a curated record. NCBI's taxonomy places the organism in Eukaryota, Metazoa, Arthropoda, Insecta, Hymenoptera, Colletidae.